AUGCCUUCUAAAUGUGCUGAAGAUUGUCCCAAAAGCAAAAAACGUCGGGAAGCGUAUGAAAAAACACUAAGAGAAGAGGAAAGAAAUCCGACAUUUGAAGUAAGCGAAGAUGACGUGGUUGUAAGAAAAACAAAUAAAAAUUUACAAUCAAAUUAUGACGAAGAUGACAUCUCUGAUGGGACUGAGUAUCUUAGUUUUUCUCGACCAAAGAGCUCUGCACGACCGGAAAGUUCACGCCCUAAAAGAUCAAAAGAAAGAUCUGUAAAAUCAAAACACGAAAAAAAAUAUUCUGAGCAUCGAGAAAAAUUCGAAGAAGAUGUAUAUGCUUCUAAAACAUCAACUCGGCGUCGGCAAAAUCUAAAAAAGAAAAGAAGAUUUUCAUCUAGGCUUAACGAAAAUUGUGUAAAUGAGGAAUGUUCAGGAAUACCUAAAAGAAUAGUUGAAACAGAGAGUGAAGAGUCAUUAUCCUCAGAUAUUUCUUGUCCAUCUCGAUGUGAAUUAGAUUUGACGUUAUUACCUUCACCAAGCUCUCCUUGUGAUUCUUCGUGUCCUAAACAAGCUUUAUUAGACCAAGAAAGAGAACGACAUCAAGAAGAGGUUGAUAAGUAUUUACUUCAUGGAGGACUAAGAUACUUUGAUGAUUUAUGUCAUUGUUCAUUGAAAUGUCUCUUAACUCAAAUUUGUGGUGAUAAAUUCAUACAAAAAACUGCUUCAUCAACAGCAUUUUUUUUGCUAGGCAUUAAAUUGUGCUUUGAACUUGAGGCAUGGUAUAUUCCGUUUUAA
Molecule: messenger RNA, 783 nt
Organism: Cotesia congregata
Lineage: Eukaryota; Metazoa; Arthropoda; Insecta; Hymenoptera; Braconidae
Source: the annotation of a GenBank genome assembly